This is a messenger RNA of Pelodiscus sinensis (Chinese soft-shelled turtle), 2811 nucleotides long. It is a transcript of the gene CCDC85C, whose product is annotated as coiled-coil domain containing 85C. Lineage: Eukaryota; Metazoa; Chordata; Testudines; Trionychidae. Gene Ontology annotation, cellular component: apical junction complex. The record is from RefSeq and is a predicted model, not a curated record.
GAGCUCCUGCUUUCUGAUGACUGUGCCAUUAGAGGAAUGCUCCCUCGCUCCCCACCUCUUGUCAUGAAAUUUACGUGCAAUUUCCAAAGGCAUUGACAUCAUCCGGAGAGCAGCCUCGGAAUUAACGCAAAACAAACAACCGGAGGGACGGGUUUCUAUUGCACAUAUUGGCUAUUUUUUUAAAUAGCUACCUUGCUGCGGCUCGGCAGCUGUGGGCAGGGAUCGGAUCAGGCAAGCUAGGUGUGCAUCGGAGGAAUGAAUGGUGCCUUUAUUAUUUUAUUUGUACUGUUUAUUGGAAAUCGAAGGGUUUGGGAUUUUUGUAGAGGAACAAGUGAAAUGACUAAAUGCAAGACGACUGACCGUUGCUGAUUAGCCUCCGCUUUAGUGUUGGGUUCACCUAGGGGUAAGUUGAUUGUUUCAUUUUGGAGACUUAAUUAAAAAAAUUCGAAAGCCUUGAAUGUGAUCCUCCCUGACCUGUUGGUUUUUGAUAUGGGGGGCAAAUCAUUCAAGGUGAAUAUUCUAUUUUUUCCUUGUCCCAUCGUCUCUGAAGAACUGUAAUUCCCCCUCUGACCAACAUGUUACAGUACAUUUUAGUUUAAGAAAACACCGUUUAUUAUUAUUAUUAUUAUUAUUAUUUAUUUAAAAAGAAACACUAUAUAGACUCAAAUAUGGCAAAAAAUUCUCUGGAAGGGUCUAAGGAAGACCUGAGCAAAAUUUCAGAAGAGGAGAUGAUGAGGUGGAGCAAGGAAGAGCUGGUGAAAAGACUGAGGAAAGUAGAAAAUGAAAAAAUGAACUUAAUGGUGGAACAUGGUAAUUUAAUGAAGGAUGUAAACAGGAGGCUGCAGGUUCAUCUGCACGAGAUCAGGGGGCUGAAGGAGGUGAAUCAGAAAUUACAGGACGAUAAUCACGAAUUGAGAGAGCUGUGCUGCUUCUUGGAUGAUGACCGGCAGAAAGGCAAAAAGCUGUCCAGGGAAUGGCAAAGGUUUGGGAGGCACACAGCUAGUGUGAUGUGGAAAGAAGUCGGGAUGUAUCAACAGAAGCUGAAGGAGCUAGAGGCAAAGCAGGAAUCCCUCAUGAGGGAGAACAUGGAGCUGAAGGAGAUAGUCCUCAUGCUAGAUGAAGAGAGAAAUGGAGCUGGCUCUAGGAGCUCUAUAGACAGCCAGGCCAGUUUGACCAAUUUGAAUGGGAGCUCUGGCACCAGGGAUGUGGGAGAUGGAAGCAGCACGUCCAGCACUGGCAGUGCAGGGAGCCCAGAUCAUCAUCAUCAUCACCUCCACCAUCACAAACCUGUCGAAAAUAAGGCUGGAGCAAUAAGGAGGUCAAUGGAUGAUUUGUCUGCACCUCUUCACCACAGGAGUAUCCCCAAUGGUCUCAAUGAUUCAUCUUCCAACUAUAUCAGACAACUUGAAACAAAAGUCAAACUGCUGGAAGAUGACAACAAACUCCUUUCUCAGCUGGCUGACCGCAACAGCUUGCCCAGAAAUUUCAUGAAGCAAUCUAGCUCUGGGGAUUUGAGGACUUUAAGAAAAGGGUUAUCCCCGUACCACUCUGAGUCACAGCUGUCAUCUCUGCCGCAGUAUCAGGAGUCCAUGCAAAAUGGCCCGGCUCGUAUGACUCCUGAUCUUGCUUCCUCGUCUGUGGCAGGAUAUGUCCCUGUGGGUCAGAAACCAGAGGCUGUGGUACAUGCUAUGAAGGUUCUUGAAGUCCAUGAAAAUUUGGACAGGCAAAUGCAAGAUAACUAUGAAGAAGACCUGAGUGAAAAGGAGAAAGCAAUUGUUCGUGAAAUGUGCAAUGUUGUCUGGCGAAAGUUGGGUGAUGCAGCAAGUUCCAAACCAUCCAUCAGGCAACACCUUUCAGGAAACCAGUUCAAGGGUCCAUUGUAGGCACAUCUCUUGAAAAACUAGAAGCAACUCUGUAAAGAAUCAGAGAGAGUGUGUCCUGUUUCUAGCAGCAAGUUGGAUUUUUUUUGUAACUGUCUAUAGUGUAAAUAUGACAGCUAAAGGCUUAGCCUCCAGGUUAUGUUCUGGAUCCAAUGUUAAAUGGGUUAACCAUCCUAUAAUCUCAGACUUGUGUCACUUGUACUGUAGUGCAAACCCGCUUUGUUGUAUGGUCUCUAUGUAGAAUUACCUAACAAGAAAAUUUCUAGGAGGAAAAAUUAAACCCUAACCUGUGGAGAAGUUAUUUUGCAUUGCGCGUGUCUACCUGCUUGUUAAUUGAUUCAUAGCUAGGCUGGUGGCUCUAUGCAGCCUGUUUUGGGAUUCUCCCAAGGAAACAACAACCUGAAGCUAGUAGUUUAUUAGCUGUCCCUUUACUGAGCUACUAAAAUUGCUUGGAGGUCUUCAUUUCUGGAGAAUGAUAUGUAAUUAUUUUCAAGAGCUAUCAUAUAAAAUACUUUGUGGAGUGAUAAAACACUGAAUGCACCUUGAAUGUUGUACCGUAUUGAUCGACGACACAGGUCUAUAGCAGGCAUACUGAAUAUCUUAAGUCUCUGUUUCAGCGGCCAACGAGCUGAUUUUAAUGUAAUAAAUGAUACUCAGAAGAUUUCUGCAGUUAUAAUGUGAAUAUUUUUUAGUCAUUUGGCCACAAUCCAGUAUGAAUAUGGUAACACUUUUCCUGUAAAGCUUUUGCUGUUAAAUACUUAGGCAAGAACAGCUUUCCCACCAGUGUGGCUUAGUUUCUAAAUGAAGUUUCUGCCUUGGAUCGUAGUACAGGCAGGCCCCGAGUUACGCGGAUCCGACAUAUAGGAUCCGCAGUUACAAACGGAGCUUUUCUCGCCCCGGAGGACUGGAGUGGUGGGAGGCCCAGAUGCGC